AGGUAUGUCAUUAAGUAUGGCUCUCCUUCAGUGGUUAAACGAACCGUCUUUGCUCUUCUUUGCCACAGUUUUCCUUGUAAUUUUUCUCAACUUCAUCUUCAGAAAUAACCCAAUUGUUAGAAACAGAAGAAGAGCAUUGAAUCUCCCACCAAGCCCUCCAAAACUUCCCAUCAUUGGAAACCUUCACCAGCUUGGAAACAACCCUCACGUCUCUCUCCAAAAAUUGGCACAAAAAUAUGGUCCAAUUAUUUACUUACAACUUGGUCAAGUCCCAACUGUGAUAGUUUCAUCAGCUAGAGUAGCCAAAGAAGCAUUGAAAACCCAUGAUCUGGCCUUGUCAAGCCGUCCGCAAAUCUUCUCAGCCAAACAUCUUUUCUACAACUGCACUGACAUUGUUUUCUCCCCAUAUGGAGCUUAUUGGAGGUACAUUAGGAAGAUAUGCAUACUUGAGCUGUUUAGUGCCAAAAGGGUUCAAUCUUUUGGCUUCAUUCGAGAAGAGGAAGUUGCUCAUCUGGUGCGUCGGGUUUCGGAGUCUUAUCCCGGCACAACCAAUCUAAGCAAGAUGCUUGGGUUGUAUGCCAAUGAUGUUCUUUGCAGGGUGGCUUUCGGAAGGGAUUUCUCAGGAGGUGGAGACUAUGAUAAGCAGGGAUUCCAAAAGAUGCUUGAAGAGUAUCAAGAGUUGCUAGGAGGGCUCAGUGUUGGAGAUUUCUUUCCUUCCAUGGAGUUUGUGCACGCUUUGACGGGAACCAAAUCGAGACUUGUCGCCACGUUUCAUCGUUUUGAUCAACUUUUCGAUCAGAUUGUGGCUGAACAUGCCGAUCCUGAUAGAAAAAAUGUUGAGCACAAGGACCUUGUUGAUGUCUUGCUUGAUAUUCAGAAGAAUGAGUCUGGGGACAUUACUCUCACCAUGGACAAUGUCAAGGCUAUCAUAUUGGACAUGUUUGCUGCAGGGACCGAUACAACAUUCAUAGUCCUUGAUUGGGGAAUGACAGAGCUCAUUUUGAACCCUAAAGUUUUGGAAAAAGCACAAGCUGAAGUUAGAAGUGUUAUGGGAGAGAGAAAAGUUGUUUUAGAGAGUGAUCUGCCUCAACUCGACUACAUGAAAGCAGUCAUCAAAGAGACCUUCAGAUUGCAUCCUCCUGCUCCAGUUCUAGUCCCUAGAGAAUCAAUGGAACAUGUUACUACGGAUGGAUACGAUAUUCCAGCGAAGACGAGAAUCUUUGUCAAUGCCUGGGCAAUUGGGAGAGACCCGGAAAGUUGGGAAGAUCCAGAAGCAUUCAAACCAGAAAGAUUUAUGGGUAGUAGUAUUGAUUUCAAGGGACAGGAUUUUGAGCUCAUACCAUUUGGAGCUGGUAGAAGAAUCUGCCCUGCCAUGACAUUUGGAACGGCGAGUGUUGAGCUUGCUUUAGCUCAGCUUCUCCAUAGCUUCGAUUGGGAGCUUCCUCCUGGAGUUGCGGCUAAAGAUUUGGACAUGACUGAAGUUUUUGGCAUCACAAUGCACAGGAAAGCCAGUUUAAUAGUCCUCGCCAAGCCACGCUUUCCAUAAGCUAGAACAAUUGAAAUAAAACACAACUCGCUUGCAUUCCAGUUAUGUUCACCCCGGGCUGUUUCAAUAAAUAUCAGUUAUGUUCACCCCGGGCUGUUUCAAUAAAUAUUGUUGCCAUACUUGCCAUAACAUUGUCCCUGUUUUCUUUUUCAUCCUUUCAUGACAACUUGAGCAUUAUAUUCCUCUUAAGGAUAUUAGCGUGUCAGUGUCCUGUAGCUUUUCAGAGUGAUAUGAUCAUGACAAAGAGGCAUUUUCGUUC
Messenger RNA from Morus notabilis, 1805 nucleotides. RefSeq names its product cytochrome P450 71A1. NCBI's taxonomy places the organism in Eukaryota, Viridiplantae, Streptophyta, Magnoliopsida, Rosales, Moraceae. Gene Ontology annotation, molecular function: monooxygenase activity; oxidoreductase activity, acting on paired donors, with incorporation or reduction of molecular oxygen; iron ion binding. The record is from RefSeq and is a predicted model, not a curated record. The transcript has 2 exons. Bases 5 to 1546 code for a protein of 513 amino acids.